AUGGCAAAAUUUAGUCUGUUGGCGCUGGCCACAUUGGCUGGCGUAGCCGCAGCCAAGGAUGUCUACCUGAAAUGGAAUGUCACUUGGGUUAAUGCUUCCCCCGAUGGCUUUGAGCGCCCCGUCAUUGGUAUCAAUGGCCAAUGGCCCUGCCCCCAAAUUGAUGUGGAUUUGGGUGACCAACUGAUCGUCGAUGUCUACAACGGCCUUGGAAAUGAGUCCACGGCUAUCCACUGGCACGGAAUACGCCAGCAAGGUAGUGGUGUUAUGGAUGGCGCGGUUGGAGUCACCCAGUGCCCAAUUGCUCCCGGUUCGCACAUGCAAUAUCACUUCGAUGUCAACCAAACUGGAACAUACUGGUAUCACUCGCACGAUAUGGGCCAGUACCCUGAUGGAUUCCGUGGUGCUCUAAUUGUUCAUGACCCUAACCCUCCUUUCCACUACGACGAUGAGUUUACACUCACUUUGAGCGACUGGUAUCAUCAGCAGAUGCCGGAACUGCUCAAUACCUAUCAGUCCACAGCCAAUGCGGCGGCCCACGGCGCAGAGCCCCUCCCCAACUCGGCAUUGAUUAACGACUCAACCAACACCAAGAUCAAGGUUCUGCCUAACAAGACGUAUCUUGUUCACGUUAUCUGUGUUGGAAACUGGCCUGGUCACUUCUGGGUGCUGGACGGCCACGAGAUGACUGUCGUGGAGGUCGACGGUGUAUAUACCGAGCCCCGCCCAGCUGGAGACAAGUUCCUGCGUGUUGCGACUGGCCAGCGUAUGAGUGUAUUGAUCAAAACCAAGCCUGAUGCCAGCAGAAACUUUGCAAUCUGGGAUACUAUGGAUGUCAACAUGAUGUUUAUCUUCGAAAAUCGCACCAUCCCGCAAAACUACAACCCCAAUGCCACCGCCUGGUUGGUAUACGACGAGGCCAAGCCGCUGCCUGCGCCUCCCGUCUUCCAUCACAUCGACUUCAAUGAUGACUUUGUGGAUGAUGUCAAUUUGGUACCGCAAGAUCGCGAGCCCUUGCUCCAGCCCGUGAACCACCAGAUCAUUCUGGAUACCCGCCCCGCGCUGAUCGACGGCGUUCCACGCUUCACUAUCAAUAACAAGACCUAUACGCCCCCGAAGGUGCCCUCUCUUUAUACUGCCAACACAGUUGGACCUGAGUUUGCCUCCAACCCUGCAGUAUACGGCCAAGUAAACCCCUUCGUCGUGAAGUACGGCGACAUUGUCGAAAUCGUGAUCAACAACUACCACGGCAACCUGCACCCAUGGCACUUGCACGGCCACCAGUUCCAAGUUCUGCAGCGCACCCCAGUUGAUGGAGGCUUCUACAAGGGGCUGACGAGCAAUGUCUCCUCGACCCCUAUCAGACGCGACACCAUCAUGGUCCAGAAUAACGGCCACGCCGUCAUCCGUUUCCGCGCAGAUAACCCAGGUGUCUGGAUGCUCCACUGCCACGUCGAAUGGCACGUCGAGGCUGGUCUCAUGGCCACCAUCAUCGAGGCCCCAGAGACAUUCCCUAAUAGCAUACACGCUCCCCCGAAGAGUCAUUACAAUACCUGCAAUGCCUACCCCCAACUCACCAGCGGUAAUGCUGCGGGCAACGACGGUCUCGACAUGACUGGGCUCGAUACCACGGUUAGCUCUGGUAGCCACGGUGCUCUGUAUACCGGCAAGAAGGGCUCCAAAAAUCCCCCUGCAGGUCAAUCUCAUCAGUCAGCACAAGCAGCGGCGCCGAAGCCCUCUACCAAGCCUUCUGGCAAGCCCACUACGAAGCCAUCCCUACCAGUCCUGCCAGUUCCACCAGCUCUACCAGCUCUACCAUCCCUUCCUGUACAGGUUACCCGACCCAAGUUCCCGCACAAUAGUUUCGACCAGUCGACGGUGCCUUCCCGACCAAACUACAACCCCGCCACCGCCGAUUCCGAGAGCACCAAGGCUUUCUGGCCAGACUCUAACACGCACGAGACGAACAUCUAUGUUGAGAACCCCAACAAACCACACGAUCACCAUCUCACCGUCCACGAGGAGGCGACCAAGGGCCCGCGGCCAGAACAGAAUACUUACAGUGGCUAUGUCAUCGAUGGCAACCACAAGUAUCCCAUCCAUAAGUCUGAUCAUGAUCUGAUAGUUGAUCCAAAGGAUUGGGAGUAA
This is a messenger RNA of Penicillium griseofulvum, 2145 nucleotides long. RefSeq names its product multicopper oxidase abr1 (gene abr1). Gene Ontology annotation, molecular function: copper ion binding; ferroxidase activity. The record is from RefSeq and is a predicted model, not a curated record. Bases 1 to 2145 code for a protein of 714 amino acids. Gene Ontology annotation, biological process: reductive iron assimilation; cellular response to iron ion starvation. The transcript has 3 exons. Gene Ontology annotation, cellular component: high-affinity iron permease complex. NCBI's taxonomy places the organism in Eukaryota, Fungi, Ascomycota, Eurotiomycetes, Eurotiales, Aspergillaceae.